AUAAGUGAUUCUUCCUACCAAACCCCAACGCCAAAACGCCAAAACGCCAAAAAGAUCAAAACUUCCUCAUUGUAUUUCACACAAAAUCUCUCCUUCAGUUCUCUUCUCUCUCCUUCUCUAACCCCCAUUUCUAUAAAACCCUAAUCCUUUCCUCUUCUAAACCUCGAACCCCUCGCCAUAUCCCUUCAUCCCUUACCUUCUUCCCCUUUCUCUGCUUCAAUUUCUGCUAAUGGAGUCGCUUCUGGUUCUCAAUUCCACCCCCUGCGCCUCCCCUUUGAAGCCCCACAAGCCUAUAGCUGCUGCUGUUCCUCUCCGCUCUCGCCCCUCUUCGUCUCUGAGGCUUGAUCCCUUGAUGGGUUUUGGUGCUUGUAAGGUUUCCUUUGUUGCUAAUACUUUUCAGCGUAAUGGGUUUCUUUCGUCGUAUCGAAAGUGUACGUUGAGUCGACGGGUUCUGGCGUUUGCUGCGUCCCAUGAAGAGUCGCAUUCAGAAACUCAAGGGAAGAAAGAAGGAAAAGAUUUAGACUUUGAUGCUGAAAAGGCACAAGAGUUGUGGAAAAAUGCUUUAGAUUCCUUCAAGGAACAAGCUGUGAAGAUGAAAGCAAUUUCAAAGGAUGCGUAUGAUGAAUACUCUGAGAAAGCAUUAGUUGCUCUGAAUGAAACUUCAAAGCUUUUGAAAAUUCAAGCAGAUAAGGCAAAGGAUGAUUUGGCUUUAAUAGUGCAAGAAUUCAGUGAAGAAAGUAAAGAAUAUAUUACCUCUGCCACAGAGAAUUAUCCUGAAGAAAUCAAGGAGAUUGUGGAAACAUUUACUUCUCCAACUGACGACUUAAGUGAUAUUUCAAAAGUUCAUGAAUUCUAUUAUGGGAUACCAUACGGACUGGUCCUUUCUGUUGGUGGUUUUGUUUCCUUCAUGCUAACGGGAAGUCUUGCUGCAAUUAGAUUUGGAGUGAUACUUGGUGGUGCUUUGUUGGUGUUGAGUAUUUUGAGCUUGCAGUCGUACAAAAGAGGACAAUCACUUCCACUUGCUCUGAAGGGGCAAGCAGUGAUUGCAAGUAUUCUAUUUCUCAGAGAGUUGCGCUUGCUGUUUCAGAGACCAUCAUUUUUUAGUCUUCCGACUACUUUGAUCAGUGCAACUAUGGUCACACUAUAUUUCUAUAGGAUCGCUCUGGAUGCUCGCAUCAAAAAGGGAAAAGAUUUCAGGACAGAAUGAAAACCAGUCAGGUGAGUUGCUUUUUAUGCACAUAUGGACACUCGGAUGGAUGGAAGGUCGACAGAUAAAGGCCAUUGUGACAGUCUAUCUAGAUAUGCCCGACCAAUCAUUUUAAUGGAGAGCGUUCCCUGAAUUUCUGCCCUGAUUCAGUUUUCUUUCUACUUGUAGGAGAAACUUUACCAGAUCUCCAUAUCUUCACGAUCUGAAAACCACAGUUAGCAUACUUGAAGAGAAUAGUUUCUGCUUGUUCAGUUUAAAAAAAAACCUUUGAAAGAAAUGGUAUGAUGCUGCUAAGGCUAAGAGUUCCAAGGAAGUAGACUAUGAAGUUGAAGUUUGAUUGGGAAAAAGGGUAUGGAAAUUUGGAUUAUGAUUAGGUUUGAUGGUAGGGUAGUAUCUUACAUUUAUCUGUUGCUAGCUGGCUUUUAAGAGCAUCAAAGAAAUGGAUUUAAUAUUUCUUUCUUUCUUUCUUUCUUUCUUUCUUUCUUUCUUUCUUUCUUUUCUUUUUGAGAGUUCAUUUUCUCUUUUAUUGAGUGUCGACAAGACAACAAUGUGAAGGAGCCAGCUGAGUUGAAGAGGUGGUUGGAAAAAACUGGCAACUCCCAAGUAAUUUGAAUGUGUUUUUAAGUUUUGUCGACUCCAUUUGUACUAAAAAUAAUUGUAAAACCAUCGAGAGAAAUGAAUCCAUAUGAUUUGAUGUGGUUUCCUAA
Messenger RNA from Cucumis melo (muskmelon), 1914 nucleotides. Its product is annotated as protein FATTY ACID EXPORT 3, chloroplastic. Bases 230 to 1207 code for a protein of 325 amino acids. NCBI's taxonomy places the organism in Eukaryota, Viridiplantae, Streptophyta, Magnoliopsida, Cucurbitales, Cucurbitaceae. The record is from RefSeq and is a predicted model, not a curated record. Gene Ontology annotation, cellular component: membrane. The transcript is spliced from 6 exons.